This is a messenger RNA of Beta vulgaris subsp. vulgaris (sugar beet), 982 nucleotides long. RefSeq names its product mannose/glucose-specific lectin-like. The record is from RefSeq and is a predicted model, not a curated record. NCBI's taxonomy places the organism in Eukaryota, Viridiplantae, Streptophyta, Magnoliopsida, Caryophyllales, Amaranthaceae. Bases 139 to 639 code for a protein of 166 amino acids. The transcript is spliced from 4 exons.
AAAUCAUCAUGCAUGCAGCUUAAGUCCUUUAACCUCUGCGUGUAUAAAUAGAGAUUAUCCUCAACUACAGCACACCACAGCACACUUCCUAUCAAACUUACUACAUAACAAGUUUCAUCAACUUCCAAAGCUAAGAAAAUGGCUCAAGCAAUCGCCAAGAACCAAAUUGUUGCCAAGUAUGGACCUUAUGGUUCACAAUUGCCAGAAAACUACUGCAUGGUACUCCAAGAAUGUGAGCAGAUCAAAGAAGUUAUCAUAAGGCAUGGAUACAUUGUUGACGCCCUUGGGUUCGUCAUAUCUAAGCCAUGUGGGCGUACUGAAACCAAAAUGUUUGGUGGCAAAAGCGGAAACGAGUCCAGGAUCGUGCUCAAGUGUGGUGAAUUCAUCACACAAAUUUCUGGAACAUACGGAAACUACAAGUAUCAGAAAAAUGAAUGCCUUAUUGGUACACUCAAGAUACACACCAACUUAUGCCCAUCAGGAUAUGGACCAUAUGGACAAGGAAACGGUAUUGAGUGUCCACGCAGUUUCUCUUCUCCACUCCCAACUAAGGGCCCUAUUGUUGGAUUUUUUGGAAGGCACAACAACUACCUCGAGUCCACUGGAAUAUUCGUGAAAGAGGAUUGCCCAUGCGCUUAAUUAUGUUGUUGAAGUCUUUGGUUACGAGUAUUGAUGAAUAAAUAAGGUGCUUCAACGAUGACCAUGUCCGUUUCAAGAAGCUGCUAUCUUAUGUAUACUAUAAGUGAUCUCUUUCAAGUGUGGUUUGUAAUCAUUAAACUAAGAGAGUGCUAUAUGGUUGUCUUUAUUUGUCAUGUAUAUCUACUACAUGAUAUAUAAGCUUGUUUUUAGAAAAUAUAUCUUGGCCUCUUAUAUCCUUUUCGUUUCUUUUUACGCUUCAAUAAAUUAUAUCAAGCCAAGGGAGCGAGCAAAGCUAGCUCUAGUUUCUUUUGGCAACAAGGAAUGGAUUAUUAGUUUCAAUAGA